ACAUUUAUUAAAUGAUCAUAAAUAUAAUUAUCUUAGGAGCUAUCUCAUCUCUGUAGCAAGAUCUACUGCAAUGGAAGAAAAGAAUGGCACAGUUUGUGUAACUGGCGGAACAGGUUAUGUAGCAUCAUGGCUGAUUAUGAGGCUUCUUCAACGUGGUUACACUGUCAGAGCUACUGUUAGAUCCAACCCAGAAAAUAAAAGAGACCUUAGUUACAUAACAAACCUACCGGGAGCUGCAGAAAGGCUAAAAAUCUACAAUGCAGAGUUAAACAAACCCGAGAGUUUCAAAGAGGCAAUUGAAGGUUGCGUAGGUGUAUUCCACGUGGCACAUCCUAUGAAAACUGAAGGAAAAGAAGCAGAAGAAUUGGCGACAAAAACAGCGGUAGAAGGAUUAUUAGGCAUUUUAAAUGCAUCUUUGAACUCAAAAUCAGUGAAAAAAGUUGUUUAUACUUCUACUUUAGCGACAAUUAUGUACAAUGACAAGGGUUUAAGUGUAACAGAUGAAAGUACGUGGAGUGAUAUUGAUAUUUGUAGAAGAAAUACACAGUCGUCGUCUAUAAGCUCGUCGUAUUUGGUUUCGAAGACUGUAACGGAAAAGACAGCGCUAGAUUUCGCAACAAAAAAUGAAUUGGAUCUCGUCACGGUUGUUCUUCCUUUGGUUGUUGGACCUUUCAUUUGUCCUUAUAUUCCUUCCUCUAUUUCCUUCACUCUCGCUAUUGUCUUUGGGAAGCAAGAGAUGUAUAAAAAUGUGAAUAACUUUUACAUGGUACAUAUUGAUGACGCGGUGGAUGCACAUAUAUUUCUCUUUGAAAAUCCGAAUGCAAAAGGGAGGUACAUUUGUUCCUCAAUUCAAAUGACUACUUAUGCAACGGUCCAAUUUCUUUCGGCAAAAUAUCAUGAAUAUCAAGCAUCCACAAUCAGCAGUGAUGAUUUUAAGGAGACUGAAGAUUGCAUGAUAUCGAAGCUCUCAUCAAUGAAACUUUUAGACUUGGGUUUCAAGUACAGAUUUGGUAUGGAAGAAAUGUUUGAUGGAGCUAUUCAGUGUUGCAAAGAUAGAGGCUUUCUACGUCACAUUAAUCAUGUAUCAAACAAUACUAAAGAAGAUAAUAUUGUAUAAUUAUUUUUCAAAAAGUAAAUUUGAAAUAGACUUUGAUUUGGUAUAACUUGUUACAUGGAA
Mercurialis annua (annual mercury) is the source of this 1177-nucleotide messenger RNA. Its product is annotated as vestitone reductase. Gene Ontology annotation, molecular function: oxidoreductase activity, acting on the CH-OH group of donors, NAD or NADP as acceptor. The record is from RefSeq and is a predicted model, not a curated record. The transcript is spliced from 4 exons. Lineage: Eukaryota; Viridiplantae; Streptophyta; Magnoliopsida; Malpighiales; Euphorbiaceae. The coding region runs from base 71 to 1117 and encodes 348 amino acids.